AUGCACAGCAAUAAGGAGACGGCGCUCGACCCCGAGCGCAUCCCCACAGGCGAUGGGGAGGUACGGACCUCUAACGACCAUGGCAUGCUAAUCGACGAGGCUGCCCAGGCGAGUAGUCACAUCUCCGGCAUGAAGUUGUAUCUCAUUGUGAUAAGUCUCUUGCUCGCCGUGUUCUGUGUGGCUCUCGAUAACACCAUCCUGUCCGUUGCCAUCCCACGCAUCACGGAUGAAUUCCACCGGCUGAACGAUAUUGGAUGGUAUGCGUCCGCCUACCUACUGACUACAUGUGCCUUCCAAUUGCUAUAUGGCAAGUUUUAUGCCCUCUUCAGCACCAAAUGGGUCUUUCUCAUCGCCCUGUUUAUCUUCGAGGUGGGCUCUCUGAUCUGUGGCAUCGCACCGUCGUCCGUGGUGCUCAUCGUCGGCCGUGCCAUCGCGGGAGUGGGGAGCUCGGGGAUCUUCACAGGUGCCCUGGUCACCAUCGCGCAUAUUGUGCCCUUGGCCAAGAGACCGGUUUACAUGGGACUCAUGGGGGGAAUGUACGGGAUUGCGUCAGUGGCAGGCCCUCUGUUGGGGGGCGCCUUCACAAACGAAGUGACCUGGCGAUGGUGCUUCUACAUCAAUCUUCCGAUCGGAGGGGUCACUGCUGUGGUUAUCCUAUUUCUGCUUCGUAUCCCCAAAUCGGCGGACCUGCGCACGCAUGGCGCCUGGGAGAUGGUGAAAGGCUUAGACCCGUUAGGCACGAUCGUCUUCACUCCCGCCAUCAUCUGCGUUCUCCUAGCGCUCCAGUGGGGUGGGGUGGACUACGCUUGGUCGAAUGGACGCAUUAUCGCACUGUUUGUUCUCUUCGGCGUGCUCCUCAUUACGUUUAUCAUCAUUCAGGUCCUCAUGAAGGAUAAUGCCACCGGUAUCUCAUCCCCCAUUGGUUUCCACCCGUCCCGUAAGCCUCGCUCACCAUCACCGCCAGUUCCAAUCAAAGUAGCAUCUCAGCGAUCCGUAGCCUGCGCCUCCGUCUUCGUCUUCUUCAUCGGCGCGUCCAUGUUCGUGAUGAUCUAUUAUGUGCCGAUCUGGUUCCAAGCCAUUCGCAACCAAUCACCCGUGCAGGCAGGCAUUGAUUCCAUUGCCUUGAUUCUGGCCAAUACCGCCGGCGCCAUCAUCUCUGGCGCUGUGACCAACAAGACAGGCCACUACGCCCCCUGGUUCAUUGUCAGUAGCGUGAUCAUGUCGAUCGGUGCCGGCUGCCUUACCCUCUUCACCGUGGAUAUUGCCCAAUCCAAGUGGAUCGGUUUUCUCUUCCUCUACGGGAUCGGGGUCGGCUUCGGCUUUCAGCAAGGGGCCGUGGCCGUUCAGGCCGUGCUCCCCAUGGCGCAAGUCCCCAUCGGAACCGCAUUAAUCUGGUUUGUACAGAUGUUGGGCGGUGCGCUCUUCACCUCGGUAGCGCAAAACAUCUUCAGCACCCACCUAGCGGAGAACCUCGCGAAUCUGCAGCUGCCAGGUCUCGACUCAGAGGCAGUCGUGGGUGCCGGCGCCACUGGAUUUCGCCACCUGGUCCAACCUGAGUACAUGGACCAGGUGCUGGUGGCAUAUAACGCCGCGCUGCUGGACGUCUUUCAAGUAGCCCUAAUUUGCAGCUGUCUCAGCAUUAUCGGCGCCGUAGGGAUCGAAUGGAGAAACGUCAAGCAGAAUAGGUAA
Messenger RNA from Aspergillus bombycis, 1689 nucleotides. Its product is annotated as MDR family MFS transporter. Lineage: Eukaryota; Fungi; Ascomycota; Eurotiomycetes; Eurotiales; Aspergillaceae. Gene Ontology annotation, molecular function: transmembrane transporter activity. The record is from RefSeq and is a predicted model, not a curated record. Bases 1 to 1689 code for a protein of 562 amino acids. The transcript is spliced from 5 exons. Gene Ontology annotation, biological process: transmembrane transport.